Molecule: messenger RNA, 7879 nt
Organism: Pelodiscus sinensis (Chinese soft-shelled turtle)
Lineage: Eukaryota; Metazoa; Chordata; Testudines; Trionychidae
Source: RefSeq, a predicted model, not a curated record
CUCUCCCCGCUCCCACUCUCCCUCUCAGCCAGCUGAACAGCCCCUUGCAGGGGAAACUUGAGUUUCUUCUCCUGUCCUGGGUUCUACACUCACUUAUUAGGGAAAUCCGGGGGCUUUGAGUUGCCAGCUCCUGGGACAGGGACUUGCCUGCCUUUGUCUGGAGCUCACUGCCAGAUGCUUAUAAGAUCCGUUAUAACCUUGCCAUUCUGUUACUUCACAAACUCAGCACUUGUCAUUUAAAGACACAGCAACUGCUCUCAUCUCAACUUUCAGCGACUGUCCCCUGGAAGAGGCUGUGCUGCAGUGAGGAACCCUGGCAGGAAAUUUGUUGGUAACACAGUCCAAUGUAGACUUUCCUUCCAUUUCAUCGAAGGGGGUAGGGUCAAACUAGCAGUUGAAGAUGCAGGAGCCAGUUUCUGGAGAUGCGAAUGUGGUCCCUACCCCAUUGAGAGUGUCAGAGAUGAACCCAGCAGCCAACCCUCGACGUAUGCGACGGAUCAUUGCUGAGGACCCUGAGUGGUCCCUGGCCAUUGUUCCCCACCUCAGUGAGCUCUGCCUCCAGCACAUCGUCAACAACUUUGAAAAGAAUCCUAUUGUGAAUCAUCUCUUACCAGAGCACCAAAGAAAAGUGCUGGACAGGAUCUCCACAGGCCUGCCCCUCACAGUGACUGCCAACCUGAUCAGUGAUGAAGACUACUGGAAGAGGUGUUGCAUUGAGCGCUGGGCGGUGUGUGAUGUCUCCCAUUACGGGGCCAGUUGGAAGCGGAUGUUCUUUGAGCGCCACCUGGAGAACAUCCUGAAAUAUUUCAUCCCUAACACAACAGACCCCAACCAAGUCCUGGACAUCAUCCCGCUCUGUAAAGAGUAUGUGAGGAAGCUGGAAAUAGAUCAGUUCCUGCCACCGGUGAAGCUGGAUCAGAAGAAGGAAGAGGAUGACAUGUCUGAUUCUGGGAGUGAUGUUGGGCUUGAUGAAUUCUGCAUGCAUCACUAUGACCUAGGAGUGCUCACUGCUGCCCUCUCUCACCUAGAAGAGCUGCAUCUAACGUACGGUGUGAAAGACUGUGGCAUGAACUUUGAGUGGAGCCUCUUUGACUUCACCUAUAAGGACUGCUACUCUCUGGCCAAUGCUUUCAAGAAGUGCCGCGCCUUAAAAGUCUUCAAGCUGUGCCGGAGCAAAGUGGAUGAUGAAAAGGCCCGGCUGCUCAUACGGAAUUUGUUAGAUCACCCAUGCUUGGUGGAGCUGGACUUCUCCCACAAUCUGAUUGGGGACCGAGGAGCACGAGCCAUUGGCAAGCUGAUCAACCGCAGCAAGUUAAAAAUUCUCACUGUGUGUAAUAACCGGAUCCGAGCCCAAGGAGCCCAGGCUAUUGCUCAUGCCCUAGCCAAGAAUUCUACGCUGACCUCUCUGAAUCUGCGCCUCAACUGCAUUGAGGAUGAGGGUGGCCAGGCAGUAGGCCAUGCCCUGCUGACUAAUGCCACCUUGACAUCUAUCCAUCUGGGAGGCAAUGAAUUGUCAGAGCCGACAGCUACGCUUUUCUCCCAGGUCCUUGCUCAGAACACAGCUCUAACUAGCAUCAACCUUGCAUGCAACCACAUAGGUGUGGAUGGUGGGAAGCAGCUGCUGGAAGGAAUGUCAGAUAACAAGACCCUGACUGAAUUUGACCUGCGGCUGGCAGAGGUGGGGCAGGAGAGCGAGUAUCUCAUUAAACAAGCCCUGAAGGCUAACCAGGAAAUUGCCCGUCUGAAAACCAUGCACCAGCCAAAUUCCCUGGAAGAGAAAUACACAGACCUGGACUAGCCUAUUCCAUGCCCUUAUUUCCCUCUAUAGUCUUUGGAAUGAAAACUCUCUUCUCAUUGAGCAGCUGUGGCAAAGGACAUGAAUUCCUGAUUGGGGGAGCCAUAAGAAAUCAUAACAGGCAAUCUGGCAUCAGUGAGUAAGCCCUACCUGGCAGUUGGACCCCAAAGGAGAUUUCUCACUGGCUCCUUCAUACAGUGUGAUCAAAGUUUUACCAUUUUGCUAACUUCCCAGCCUGAGCUAGGUUCCCAUCGGCUUCAUACUGGCCAAAGUCCACCAUUAGGGUUACCAUAUUUGAACUUUCAAAAAAGAGGACACCCCUGAGAAGGAAUAUAUCUGUAUCAGUAUCUACCAACUCACGUGGUAUUAAUGUGUUACAUAAUAUAUACAACAUGAGUAUAAAUUGUAUAAUUAAUACCACGUGAGUUGGUAGAUAGAGAUACAUUCCCUCGCAGGGGUAUCCUCUUUUUUUUGAAAGUUCAAAUAUGGUAACCCUAUCCACCAUAUCAUUCUAGAAAUUACACAUGCUUCCUUUGUUCAAUAGAUUUUUCUCACCUCAUGUGCUCUAUUCAUUGUCUAAGUCACCUACUGGGAUUGGAAGCAUGCAUGCCUCUGAUAGCCAGCUCUUGGAAUAGCCUUUGCCCAUCUCGUUGCUGCUAUGCGACUGAAUGCCCUGAAUGCAGACUCAUUAAAGCUAUUCCCAAAGUUGGGGGUCUCAUGUGGUUCUGAUGCAAGAUGGUUUCAUGCUCUCAUGGGCUUUGGGAGCAAAGGAGGGUAAAUAAAAACCUGGCACUCAGCCUUUGGAACCAGCACACAGAGCUUGUGAGAUUGCCAUCACAAAGUGGGGGGCAAAGUUGUCAUGGAAGAGCCAAUAACAACAUGGGAAACCGUAUCUAUGGGACAUAAGCUUGCUCUGCAAAAGCUUUGACCAGCUGAACUCUUGCCGGAGCUCACCCACAGGGCCUGCCAUAAGGUCUAGAGUGGAAGAUAUGGGGCCACUAACCUUGAUACCUAAUUAUCAAAGUUCUUCCUUUAGGAGGGGUUUCUCUGGUGUCCAGACUGCCCUGUUUUGGCUUUCUUUCCCACACAAAACAGCCUGUCCUACAAAGCAGCCCCAAGCAGGUUCAUUUAAACAAGGGAGGGAAACAGCCCUUUGUCAUUCUCCCCAGGGGAUAGAGGCUGUGUGUCAUGGAUGGAAUCUGUGUUAAUGAAGCCCACUUCCUUCUAAAAUGAAGCUGAAGAUUUAGAUUCCCCAUCCACAGCAGGGCACAUGUGAGAGGGUUUUAUAAGUGCCAAGCUGACAGUGUGAGACGUUAACAUCUGUUUAGUCAUAGAGUAGGCACAGCACAGGCUUCCCCAUCCAAGACAGCUUGGAAAGCCACCUCGGAGGUAAAGGGAGGAGUUCAGUUCCCAUGCCAGUUUGCUCUUUCACCCCAGCAGUGCUGCUAGAUUGUGUGCUGCUGACAUCUGUCCAUGGGGAACUGCACUGAGACUCCCAAUGCGUGUCUUGAGAGGCUGAUUACCCCCAGGUAUGACUGAGGGGGCUUAUUACUCUCAGAUGUGAUUUCAACCUAGUACCUACCUCUCACAGGCUGGCCUGAAAAUUCAUCUCCUGGAGUUGGUUUCACAGUAUGGUUUGUAACCUUUUCAGUUAUUUUUCAUACAUAAAAUACCCAACAUGCAGCUGGGAAGAGGAAAAAACUAAAACAGGGAAUUGUAUGUAUUGCACCGUCUUUGCUAUUGCUUCUUACCAAUGAAAUCAAUUGGCAAUCAAUGAAAGGCACAUUACUGUGGCUUGUGAACCACAAGUGGUCUUCAGAAUGCUUGUCGGUGGUCCCUGGAGAGCUGUCACCUGAUACUGGGUCUCCCUUUGUUUCCAGCUGUCGUCACAUAGUACUGGAGCCUUCUUUGUUUCCAGCUGCUAAAUGGCAUUAAAAGAAACUCAAACCACAUUCAGUACUGACCUAAAUAUUUCCUCUCCAGAUGAGCAAUGACAAUUGCUGUUUGGAUGUUAUGUGACUGUGAAUAGGAAAGGAGAAACCCACACAGUCUCUGUAUUAAAAAUGCGGGUUGUGCUAUGAACAGAGUUGAGAAUCCCAUGUAGACCGGAUAGUUCAGAAGUAGGAGGGAAGAGUUCAUAGUCAUGGAAUAGUUCAUGCAUUACAUACCUGAUACCACUAUUAUAUAGAAGAAGAUUAUUCUUGUGCUAAAUUCAUCCCUGGUGUACCUGCACUAACUUGAAAGCAUUUUCAAGUGGGAUGAACUCAUCCCGGUUGGUUACUCCUUUAUGAGCCUACACUUAUAGUUACAUUUGGAUAGUCCUGGUUCUGUGCAACAAGUAUUAACCCUCAAAGUUAUGAGCAAGUGAAUCCUGCUGCUUAUAACUUGGUCUGGUGUCCUUAUAAAUAGUAAAUGAGCUUUACAAAAUAUCCAGUUCAGGUGUCAAACAUGAGUUUUGCAUUAUCUAGUCAUAAAUUUAGGAAGCUUUUUCUUCUCUAAGGCCAAGCAUUUUGAUUGCAUCAAUUUAGCACUCAGUGAGGCUGUUAACUUUGCAGAGCCCCAGUGAAAAUGGAACUGGAGAGAGUUUGAGGUACGUGCCAUUGCCAGAAAUCAGCUUUGACCUGGAACACAACGAUUGUAUAUAAUGGGGCUUUCUACAAACCAUGUAACUAGGUGAGUAUUGUUUUGGACAGUUAGAUAACAGCUCUGGCAACACUUUAUUUCCAGCUGCAGAGGAAUGUCAGAUCUUUAGGUAACAUGAAUGGCUUGCAUAUGGAGUAUUUGUGAGUGGUAGAGAGAAUUCUAGUCCACCCAGAUGCCCAUAUUUCUGUAUCUUGUCUUUAUUUUCAGUCAUAGUUUUGCAGAAGAUUGUGUAAACUUUACCGUUCUAGAACUAAUUUGUGGCAGAUUGGUAACUUCUCUCAUGUGUAACUACAAAACACACUGCAUUAUGACAUCAUCCUGGGAUGUGUGUUAAUGUGUGGCAGUAAUUGGGUUUGAUGUGACUUCUGUGGCUUUAUGGAGGCAACUUGCCUCUGAAUUCAAAUCCCCACAGUGCUUGAGGCCCCAUUAUGAUUCCUGUGGUGCUAUUCAGGUUUUGGGACGCAUUCCAGUAACAAGCUCAAGCCAAGACUGUUGAAGAGAGUGAGACCAAGCAACAGCCUUUUGUCCCCCGUGUGGAAGCUCCUGCACUAAGUGGUCUGAUCUAGAGCUGACCUUCAGGUGGUGCUGCUAUUUCAGGCUUUCCCUGGAUGGUGGAUUAAACACGGUGCAGAGAAGCUGGUAGGGGGUGAAUGUUGCUUGUUUGUGGGUCAGAAGCUUUUCUCUGAUUGUUGACCCAGCUGAGGCUUUGAAUAUAUUUUUACACACUGCCUAGCAUUCUAGACAGCUGUGUGAUGAAGCUAAAGAGCUAUGUUCCAUUAAUAAUAGAUCUCCUGCCUUUGGUCCUCACUGCACUGCUUUGGGAGCAUGGGAGGUUCAUUUUGAAUAGGACACUCCUCUAGGGAGGGUACAAACCUUUCUUUAGCCUUGGAGUUGGGAGGAGCUGUGACAUCCCAUGCAGCUUUGUUUGCCCUGUAGAUGCUGUUCAGCAGAAAAGCCAGGCUGUCUUCUUGAAAACAGAGUUAAUUCCCCUGCAUUCAGAGGAAGGGAAACAAAGGAGUUGAGGCAUAAAAAUAAGAAGUGGGCUAGGCUUUGUCUCCUCAUUUACACUCCCUUUCCCUGGAAGGGAAAAUACUUGUUGAGUCCAGUCUACUGGCUACCUGAAGAAGGUGAUGAGAUGGGAAAAGGGCCACUAGAUUGACUCCCCAGGUCUUUAGAUCCCUCCUGCAUGAGGGCUGGCCCAUGAGAGGCCUCACAAGAUAAUGUCCUUUUGCCUCUGUGUAUUUGGGGCGGUCUGGCCUUACUCAGCUAGUCCGAUGUUCACGACCUAUGAAUAACAUUAUAGAGUAAUCUGCAAGUGCCCUAGCCUCUGACACACACAAACCCAAAGCUGAGCCCAGAGUCAGUGAAUCAUCUGGAACUUUUAUUACACCGAUUUGGUUUACAAUCUUUGUACUUUUGAUAUUUCCAACAAAAAGGCAACAUUGUGAUAUACUGUUUGUACAUAAAUACAGACAGAGCUAGAUCAUAUUGACAUAUUUAAAAGUAAAAACUGUUCCCAAUGCUCGCUAAAGAGUUUGUUAGAUCCCCGCCAGUGCCUCACUCCACACAACGGCUACAAACCCGCGUGGCUCUGCUGCCUGCACACCCCAGGUCAAUGGGGCCUUUAGCUACUGGAUGCAAUGGAUUUAUAGAUCAGACAGGAUAUGGUGUGAGGUCAUCACUGGCAGCAAAGGCCGCCUUCAAGGUGUGUCAGUAGCACUGCCCUAAAACCAUUGCAAAUCAACAUAUUUGCUCCCUUCCAAGCCACACAUGAACACUCUGGGAACUUGCACUGGCAGGAGCUAUCACCAACAUAAGAGAAGUUAACCACGGCAGCUAUAAAAAAAUCUUUCAAGACAUCUCCAGAACAUCAGCUACUCAUUACCCACUGCUUAGCACUUCAUGUUAAGGUGGGAGAGGGGUUUUUUAAGUUUACAAAACAUUUUCUUAAAGAAGUGACACAGCUGAAGUAGACAAGAUUUUGUUUAGUAACCUUGGAAAAGCCCAAGGACCAGAUUCAGCCAUGCAGGGCAGGCUCUGUUCCCAACAAUGUUGUUGGACCAGUUACAACAGGGAUAGAUACGAUCCAAGAACAACUCCGUAAAUUACUAGUGCAGCUCACUUCCCAGAGAGCAGAGUGAUGCAGUGAAAAUAAAAGUUCAACGUGGGCUGUAGCUGUGUUCCCAAAAUAUAUCCUAAACCACCUUGCAGCAAAUGCACACAUACUUUAUUCAGCAGCAUCUGCCCUGAGAAGUGGUUAGAAGUAGGCAAACACGGCAAAAAAGGGGUUGUGAAUAUUAUAAUAAACAUUGUAUUAAAUAGCCUUCCAGGCAUUCAUAACCUUAUUCCUAUAAACAAUCAGAGGAAAUUGUGCAAGCAGCUGAAGUAGUGUAUGUAUCUUACAAAUGCAUGUCAGUGUGGAAACUCAUGGGGAAUAUCCAUUCAGACUGAAAUCUCUCUAACUUCCCUUUUCUGACAUAUAAAAGUUUGCUGCCCAGCCAGAGAGCAGACACAAAACCAUGUGACUUGGCUGUCCCACCACAGCCUGCCAAACAUGGAUUCAGGAAGUGAAUAACAUAUUAGUAGACACAUCUUUGGACAAUUUCAAACAAACCAUUUAGUAAAACACCAGGCGUGGCCAUGGGCAUUCAGUAACACAAAUAGGGGCCAAUUCAUAGACCGCCAAUAGCUCACCUAGUGCUAGGGGAGAUCAUCAAUGCCAUGAGACAUGAAGGAGUAGGUCAAUUUUGAGACCUCAUUGCAAAGCCAAAGGAAUGAUCUUCAGCUCCUAAGUCUAAGAGCAAUUUCUGCUCCAGUUGGCUGUAUGUUGAGGAGCCUCAAAUGAUGCUUGUGCCCUAUCCAGCAGCGCAAAGAGCCAAAAGCAGGGAGAGCCACUCAGAUGAGACAGCAUUUCUUUGUGUGCAGCGGGAGGGGUGUUUAAAAAGUGCCUCCUCAAAUUUUGAAUUCCUAGAAACAACACUAGAGCUUUUGCUUUAAAUGUGCAAAUAAAUGCCUCCACUUGAGCUGGACAGGCGGAAAGCUGGUUCCUUAAAGUAGCAGAUGGCAAGCGGGACUUCUGCUUGUCAGAUUUGAAUGCAUACGAUGGAAAGGCCAUAUCUCUGUGGCUGGCUGCCCAAAUCACACAGCUUCUGCUAUAAGCAAGUGGGGUAAUUGCUGUCUGGACACCUUCAGAAAUGUCUCAUGAAAUAACCAGCCCUAGCUGGGAAAUGGACUUACUUUGGGGAAGGGUGAGUAGGCACAGAUCUCCUUAUUUCAGUCAGACCCCCUGCUCACACUGAGCUUCCUCUAUUUGUUGCCAAGGCAAGCAGGGGUGGAGAAGCAUCUCUGCAGCUGCCUAGUCUGCCUUUUGUGCGUUAUGCCAGCCAGACACCGAGAGGUGCUGGAGAAUGGCAAUUUGGAGGCAGGCUGGGAAGAUGAUGC